Salmo salar (Atlantic salmon) is the source of this 1308-nucleotide messenger RNA. RefSeq lists its product as uncharacterized. Gene Ontology annotation, biological process: regulation of DNA-templated transcription. NCBI's taxonomy places the organism in Eukaryota, Metazoa, Chordata, Actinopteri, Salmoniformes, Salmonidae. The record is from RefSeq and is a predicted model, not a curated record. Gene Ontology annotation, cellular component: cytoplasm; nucleus.
UCUAUGACGCCUGUGGUUCAAUCAACAACAAAACUUGUGCGAACAUGUUUUCGUACCUUAAGAGCUUAUUGCUAAUUCAUUAGAAAUAGUUGAAGCUUCCAAAACAGUUUUAUUAGCUUAUUUUAUUUGUGCAUUGAUCGUUGCUGGUCCUUUCAGAUUAUAUUUGUUGUAGUGAAAUAGAAAAGUUGUUGCAGCGAUAUGAGCGACAGACAUGGAAGUUCUGCAAAGUUCAAUCAGAGCCCAAGGCAGGUGGUCCUUCCUCCAUUCUCCAACAGGACCCUUCACCAUCCCUCCUUCCUUCCCCUGUACAUGGCAGCCAUGGGCUCGGCCCAGUACCCCAGGAGACCCCACCAACAGCCAGUUCCAGUUAUGACUCCCUCUGAGUUCUUCUACACGGACCCCACCAUGCCACGGGGACAACGGGUACUGAACAUCGUGACCGAGUUGCAGGUUUUUGAGUGCUUCCAACUCAACACCCCUCGCCCCAUCAUGUCCUUUUGCCCUGCACCCCCCGUCAGACCUGACCCCUUCAGAACACAAGCCCACCCUACCAGAGACCUGGGUGGCCACACCUGGAGGAGGGACCCUCCCCAUCUGCCCAUCACCCCCAGGCUGAGGCCCCUCGCACCCAGGCCCAGAGAGAGGGGACGGAGUCAGGCUGUGAUCCAGCUAAGCCUGGAGGAGGAUCAGGCUAUAACCAACCUACUGAAGCUCCAUCACCAAAAGCCUGCCCAUCCAGAGGUCACUACUGCCGUCAUCUCCACCCAGGUGGCUUGUCCUGAAGGGACAUCACUAGUUGAUCACACCUCAACCCUUAGCCAGCUAUCAGUGGGUCAGUCCAUUCCCACCACCAAACCAUCUCCAGCUGACGAGAUGGGGCUCUUUCAUAGAGAGGACCAGCUCUUUGUGUUGGCCAUCUUGGAGCCCCAACAUCAGAACCAGCCCAGACUGAGGUCUGAUGUGGAGCUGGAGGCAGCGAACGCAUUGCUCACUAUGGAUGAGGAGUCGGUCAGUCUGAUGGAUGAUGAAGGGCCCUGGAACCAGACUCAGACCCUGGACAGGCCCUCUAACAGAAGCCCUGAGAAUCUACAUCUUCAGUACUUCUCACCCGAAGAGUGUGAUGGUGAUACAGUGCUAUUAGAAGACGAUGAAAGCUGCCUAUCCCCAGAAGCUUUGCCUCCAAUGACCAGUAUUUGGGAUGCCGUGGCUCUGAGAAAUGGGACCGUCACAGAGUCUGAGGGGAUGGCUGUGGAUGCCCUGUUAAUACUGGGUGACCUCACAACCCCAUGUUGUCCUCAUUUCAGUUAG